Messenger RNA from Opisthorchis viverrini, 408 nucleotides. RefSeq lists its product as hypothetical. Lineage: Eukaryota; Metazoa; Platyhelminthes; Trematoda; Opisthorchiida; Opisthorchiidae. The record is from RefSeq and is a predicted model, not a curated record. The transcript is spliced from 3 exons. Bases 1 to 408 code for a protein of 135 amino acids.
AUGUCUAAAAUUUGGGCCUCGGGUAAUUUUAUCGGACGAUUACCAGAUGGCGUUUCACCUGCUUCCCGAGCUAGAUAUUUUGCUCGCAUAUUUUUUGUUGCCGCGCAGGGGUCGUCCAAAGCGCACCUCCUCCAGCUCUUUCGUGAUCGGUUGUCUGGGGAUGAACCGAAUACACCUGGACUCAUAUCUAUAACAAAAGUUCUGAAAGUUGGCUUGAACUGUUCAGCUUUGGAAUCGGUUGGGAAUGAGGUCACGAAGCAUGAACCCAACAAAGUCAAACGAAUUCGAAAGGGUACCUCUGAAGCGAUCACGACUGGUACGAUCCAGACUACUAUCGAUCGCAGUGCGAUUGGAAUCCGACUAUGGAUCCGCAACUUUGCACCCAAAAUAAACCUGUGCGACCUCUGA